Messenger RNA from Alosa sapidissima (American shad), 414 nucleotides. It is a transcript of the gene gtf2h5, whose product is annotated as general transcription factor IIH, polypeptide 5. The record is from RefSeq and is a predicted model, not a curated record. Gene Ontology annotation, biological process: nucleotide-excision repair; transcription initiation at RNA polymerase II promoter; transcription by RNA polymerase II. NCBI's taxonomy places the organism in Eukaryota, Metazoa, Chordata, Actinopteri, Clupeiformes, Clupeidae. Gene Ontology annotation, cellular component: transcription factor TFIIH holo complex; transcription factor TFIIH core complex. The transcript has 3 exons. Bases 26 to 394 code for a protein of 122 amino acids.
AGCUUGCUCACUCUUGUAGGAACCAAUGCUAUUCGGUCGUAUGUUUUACACGACCCUUUCUCUGAACACCCUGCUGUUUACCCCGGUACUGCACUACUCUACCAGAGCGUCUCUGCCUCUACUCGACUGUUUCGCCUGCACUGUAACCACACUUUUCAGAGAGAACAUCGUGGUGAAAAUGGUCAAUGUGUUGAAAGGAGUUCUUGUGGAAUGUGACCCAGCCAUGAAGCAGUUUCUCCUGUAUCUAGAUGAAACAUCAGCGCUUGGGAAAAAGUUCAUUAUUCAAGAUCUGGACGACACCCAUGUCUUCAUCUUGGCUGAAGUAGUGCAGAUUUUACAAGAACGGGUCGGAGAACUGAUGGACCAAAACUCUUUCCCCAUCACCCAGAAAUAAAGACAACUGCUUUUGUUUAA